ACCGCCACAACCUCCCCUUCUCCGGGCCCCGGCCCCCGCCACAACCUCCCCUUCUCCAGCCCCCACCCCCAUCAUGACCCAGUCCCCGGAGCGCGAAGGCCCCCUGCUACAGCUCCAGAAGGUGGACUCCAGCCAGGCCCGCGACCUCUCCCCGACGACCUUCAGCCAGGCGGGCCGCGACCUCUCCCCGACCUUCAGCAACCAGGACUGCAACCUCUCCCCGACCUUCAGCCAGGCGGGCCGCGACCUCUCCCCGACAACCUUCAACCAGGCGGGCCGCAACCUCUCCCCGACGACCUUCAGCCAGUCGGCCCGCAACAUCUCCCCGACCUUCAGCCAGGCCCCCGACCUCUCCCCGUCCUUCGGUACCCCGUCCCCCUCGGCCUUGCCUCCCCCGCCCCCACCCCCGGCCCUGGAGAGCCAGCCCAUCUGCAUCCCGUCGCCCUACACCGACCUGGGCCACGACUUUGGCGCGCUGCCCUUCUAUAGCCCCGGCCUGGUGGGCUACGGCGGGCCGCCCAUCGCCGACUGCCCGCCGCCCGUGCGCCAGUCGCUCAGCCCCACCACGCUCUUCUGGCCCUCCGGCCCGCUGCCGCCGUCCAUGCACCACGCAGCAGCAGGAGGAGGAGGAGGAGGAGGUGGAGGGCACCACCACCACCACCAUCACCACCACCCCCACCACGGGCAGCAUGUGUCCCCACUCUCUGCCGCGGCCCACCGGUCGCAGGGGCGUCUGCAGCACGAGCAGCCUGCCCACAGAGCCUGGACGGAGCUCAAUGAGGAUAACCGCAAGCCGUCAUUGGGAAGGCGAGGCCUGGGUGAGGAGCGUGGCUCGGCGGGGGGCAAGGCAGACAUGCACUACUGCGCGGUGUGCAGCGACUACGCCUCCGGGUACCACUAUGGCGUCUGGUCCUGCGAGGGAUGCAAGGCCUUCUUCAAGAGGAGCAUCCAAGGGCACAACGAUUACAUUUGCCCGGCAACCAACCAGUGCACCAUUGACAAGAACCGCCGCAAGAGUUGCCAAGCCUGCCGCCUGCGCAAGUGCUACGAAGUGGGCAUGAUGAAGUGUGGCAUGCGACGGGAGCGCAGCACCUACAGCCGGGGCUCCAGUGGCGGUGGGCAGCCCCGGAGGGUGUCUCGCCUGUCCACCCUGCCCAGCUCCAGUGCCCAACGGCGGGCAGGCGGCAGCGGCGGCGGCGGCAACGGCAGCAGCAACGGCCACGGGGGGAUCGGGGACGAGGAGGAGGCCCUGCGGAGGGCCACGGCCGCGGUGGCCGCAGCGGUGGCCAGGGACCAGUCUGCCGGGAUGCUGUCCCCGGAGCAGCUGAUCUCGUGCAUCCUGGACGCCGAGCCGCCCGACAUCUACCUCAUGCGGGACAUGAAGAAGCCCUUCACCGAGGCCAACAUCAUGAUGAGCCUCACCAACCUGGCCGACAAGGAGCUGGUCUACAUGAUCAGCUGGGCCAAGAAGAUACCUGGCUUCGUGGAGCUGGGUCUUCUGGACCAGGUGCACCUGCUGGAGUGCUGCUGGCUGGAGGUGCUGAUGCUGGGUCUGAUGUGGAGGAGUGUGGACCAGCCCGGCCGGCUCAUCUUCUCCCCAGACCUCAUCCUCACCAGGGCUGAGAGCAGCUGUGUGCAGGGCUUCAUGGAGAUCUUUGACAUGUUGCUGGCAGCCACCGCGCGCUUCAGGGAACUCCGGCUGCAGAAGGAGGAGUACGUCUGCCUCAAGGCCAUGAUCCUGCUCAACUCCAACAUGAGCCUGAGUUCCUCGGAGGGGGGUGACAGUGAGUUCCACAGCCACUCCAAGCUGCUGCAGCUGCUGGACGCGGUGACGGACGCGCUGGUCUGGGCCAUCGCCAAGGGAGGGGGCAGCUUCCAGCAGCAGUUCAAACGCCUGGCUCACCUGCUCAUGCUGCUGUCCCACAUACGCCACCUGAGUAACAAAGGCAUGGACCACCUGCACAGCAUGAAGAUGAAGAAGAUGGUUCCCGUGUACGACCUGCUCCUGGAGAUGCUGGAUGCCCACGUCAUGCACAGCUCCCGCCUGCCCCUCUCCUGCCAGCAGGACAGCCCCCUGGGGGGACACCCCCACCCCAGGGAUGAGGCCCAGUCCGACGCACCCCUCCCUCUCCCUCUCCCCGGGCCCAGGCCCUGCAGACCCCCCUGGGGCCAGCCUCUGCUGGACAACUACAGAGAUCCCACAGACCUUGCCCUGAAGACUGACUUAUCGUAGAAUGGCAAAUGAGAUGAAGGACUCAAGCACGGGCUUCAUGAACGCUGAUCCCUUGCAUCCUAUGUACCUACGCGCAGCUAAGGUCUGCCUAACCUGUGUGCCAAACAGGAUUUGAGCUUAGCCACUGGACCACUGACGUUUUGGACUGACUGCACUUCUUGUUUGAAACUCUAAUCUCAGGAAACUGGGUCCAGUGAAUCUUGAAAGACUUUUUUUUUUAAGGGACAGACAUCUGGACCUAGAGAAAACGAAAAAAAAAAAAGAAGAAAUCCUGGAGAACAUUCCGGUAGUGGAAUUCCACUGAAUGCAACAGUGUUUUUAUUUGUUGUCAAUUUUUUGCUAAUUUGUUAUUUUUUUCUGAUCCUUGUAAUAUGGUGGAAGAAAAAGAAGAUAAAAAAACACACACAAGGGCAUAUGAGUGCCUUCUUUGUUCUUUUUUUCCUCUAAAAUGUCUUAAAAGCUACGCAUGUGAGCAAUGCCUUCUGCACACUACUUUAGGACCCGUGCCUGCCAUGCACAAACCAGUAAAGCUCGCCACCAAGUUAGACAAUUCACAUUCAUGUAAAACUACCUUUAAUCAAGCAGUGGACAAAGCUCAGCCACACAUGGUGUAAACACACAAACACACACACACACGCACACACACACACACACGCGCGCGCGCGCAUGGAUGCAAGCACAUGCGCACAGUCACACACACAGACACACAAACCAGACUUUAAAUCAAUAACACACCCUUGAGUGACAGUUAUGCUAAAAGUAUUCGGACGGAUAGGCCCAUGAGAUCUGUGAGCUAUUUUCAACUUUUAAUUUCACAGCAGGUGCACAGGAUUCACAGUUCCAGUGAAAAAAAAAGACAGAUAAAAGAAGAGAUUGCAACAGUGCACACGGCAAAAAAACACACAAAACCAAAAUGUUUCUGAGUAUCUGUGUCAGUAAUGAGCCCAUCUGUGAAGACUAGGGAGAAUAUGGGAGAAAAGUUGGUAACACUUUACUUGACACCGGCGUCAGAGGGAGUAGAGAGAGAGAGGUUCCAUUGGCCCAUUGUUUCCGGGUUCUAUUAUUGGGGGGGAAAUCCCCCUUUAGGCAGACCUAGGCAGACCUGAGGACUCAAUGCUAGGAGCAUUAUGACACGCCCCUUUAGGCAGACCGGAACCUGGUCAUGUUAGGUGCCCAUAGAAACCUAUUAUGUUGGCAUAUCUCUAUAUUUAAAGAAUCUCUGCCGGCGUCAUUCAUAUGACAUAACCGUGUCAUAAUAGUGUAAUGAAUGAGUCAUAAACACAAUGCUAAUGUCAUAAACGUUUUAUGGCCAUGAAAAGUUGACAUUGUUAGGCCUGUCUUAGUCACAACCGAUUUUCACUGAAAGACAAAGUUAUACAAUGUUUAUUACAUUGACAUAAUGUUAAUGACACAUGCAUGACUGCAUUAUGACAAUGUUAUGACACCGUUAUGACACGCCUAUGACGCCGACGUCAAGUAAAGUGUUACCGAAAAGUUUAAGUUCACGUGUUCCACUUCAGUGCUGUGGUCAUUUGGUCAUUAGCGAAUGUUGUUGUUGUUUAGUAAGUCCAACUUCGUAAUCUAUCCAGUUUCACCACUUCUCCAUCCAUCAUCAAACAUUUUUUAUCAGUGAAAAUUUGCACUUUUGUUAUCUGAAGCUUGUGUUUCGCCUGUUGGAGCCUGAUUUAGUGCUCACCUUUCAAAUUCACAUACCAGUUUCUAUAUAUAUAUUUAAAAAAAAGAUCCUGACACCAGCUCACCCAGGGACAUGCCGCAUGCGUGUCAGUUCAUCAGUAUUACUGUACCCCAGCAGCACCUUCCAUGAAUCAUAUGGGAGAAGAAAAGACUUCAAAACACAUGAAUUACAGAUUAGAGUAGCCCAGAUAACCAACAACCGAUGGAGUACUGGGAGACUGGGCCAGGGAGGGAGUGGGGUGAAAGAGAGAGAGAGAGAGAGAGAGAGAGAGAGAGAGAGAGAGAGAGAGAGAGAGAGAGAGAGAGAGAGAGAGAGAGAGAGAGAGAGAGAGAGACAGACAGACAGACAGACAGACAGACAGACAGAGAGACAGACAGAGCAAGAGAGCAGGAGUGCACAGCAUGUGCGUGAGUUUCAGGGGAGAGAGAAACGCCUCUUUUCCACUGCCAGUUUUCUGGUAGGCCUACAGCUUGGCAAAGCAUGACUCGGCCACCACUUUUUGCUUUUCGAAUAGGCGC
Molecule: messenger RNA, 4447 nt
Organism: Engraulis encrasicolus (European anchovy)
Lineage: Eukaryota; Metazoa; Chordata; Actinopteri; Clupeiformes; Engraulidae
Gene: esr2a
Product: estrogen receptor 2a
Exons: 10
Coding region: 74-2233 (719 amino acids)
Biological process (GO): estrogen receptor signaling pathway; cellular response to estrogen stimulus; regulation of transcription by RNA polymerase II
Cellular component (GO): nucleus; chromatin
Molecular function (GO): nuclear estrogen receptor activity; nuclear receptor activity; zinc ion binding
Source: RefSeq, a predicted model, not a curated record